This is a messenger RNA of Cylicostephanus goldi, 267 nucleotides long. The record is from the annotation of a GenBank genome assembly. NCBI's taxonomy places the organism in Eukaryota, Metazoa, Nematoda, Chromadorea, Rhabditida, Strongylidae.
GAUUCGCCGGAAGUGGAAGUCGUGCCAUCUUCGCCAUCGAAACGAGUGAAACGAAAGUAUGAAUCUAGCUACAUUAUCAUUCUUGUCGCCACUGCUAUUGUGAAUGCACAAAUGAAUGGUAUUGUGCCCAGCGUGACGAGCUAUGCAGCGCUACCGUAUUCUCACGCAACGUAUCACUAUGGUAUCACAUUGGCAAAUAUUGUUUCACCUGCGAUGUCGUUUUUGCCUUUCUUCUUCACUGUUAGGUUCGUCAUAGAAAGUUCUUAG